GUUGGACACUUACAGUCCCAGGUUGGACACUUACAGUCCCAGGUUGGACACUUACAGUCCCAGGUUGGACACUUGCAGUCCCAGGUUGGACACUUACAGUCCCAGGUUGGACACUUGCAGUCCCAGGUUGGACACUUACAGUCCCAGACUGAACAUUUGCAGUCCCAGGUUGGACACUUACAGUCCCAGGUUGGACACUUGCAGUCCCAG
Candidula unifasciata is the source of this 210-nucleotide messenger RNA. Lineage: Eukaryota; Metazoa; Mollusca; Gastropoda; Stylommatophora; Geomitridae. The record is from the annotation of a GenBank genome assembly.